GUAGGAAGAGCUGGGCAGGGAGGGCUGGAUAGGAAGGGCUGGGCAGGAAGGGCGGUCCCCUCCCUCACGGGGGUCGCAGCCGCCGCCCUCACGGCGCGGGCGCGUCGGGCCCGCCCUCAGCGCGCCCCGCGGCCCCGGCGGAAGGAGCGGCCCGGCCGCCCCCGCCCCUCCUCGCCCGCUGCUUCCGCCCGGUGUCGGCAGAGACAGCGCCGGCCGCCGCCGUGCCGGGAGACGGGGAGCCUGCUCCCGGGGAAGCAAACAUGAGGUCGGGGUCAGAAGAGCCAGUCCCCUUACAUGAAGAAUUCAUCUACUGUUGUGGAGCUGCUACACAUGUCUUAAAGUGUGGGCCCUGGAAAGACCUCUCAAAAGAUGAAAGUAAAAAUCUGCCCAGGCUCUUGUUCAUGAUUAUUCCUGGUAACCCUGGACUGGCAGGUUAUUACAGGACCUUUAUACAGGCCCUUUAUUGUGGACUGAACCAGCAGUAUCCUGUCUGGGUUGUGAGCCAUGCUGGACACUGUAAACCUCCGAGUGGGAUGGAAAUGAUAGAAGACACAGAUAUUAAGGAGCUAGAGGAUGUUUUUGGACUUAAUGGACAAGUAGAGCAUAAGCUGAACUUCCUCAAAAAGAAUGUAUCGAAAGAUAUAAAGCUGGUACUGAUUGCUCAUUCUAUCGGUUGCUACAUCACCCUAGAGAUGAUGAAAAGAGCGUCAGAACUUCAGGUGCUGCGCUCCGUGCUGCUGUUCCCCACCAUCGAGCGCAUGGCGCAGUCCCCGCAGGGGAAGCUGAUGACGCCCUUGCUGUGCAAGCUCCGCUACGCUCUCUACAUGCCCGUGUACCUGCUGUCCUUCCUCCCCGAGGGAGUCAAGGCCUCCCUGGUGAGGUUUGCGCUGCGGGGCAUGAAGAGCUGUGACGAGUCUUCAAUCACAACCUCCAUAAACCUCUUCAGUGUCGACUGCAUUGCCAACAUCUUGUACAUGGCAAGCCAAGAAAUGAUGAAGGUGGUGGAGAGAGACAGUACAACCAUAAAGCAAAAUUUAAAGAAGCUGAUUUUUUACUAUGGAACUGGAGACAGCUGGUGUCCACAGCACUACUACGAUGAGAUCAAGCUGGAUUUUCCGGACGGGGACAUUCGGCUGUGUGAGAAGGGGCUGCGCCACGCCUUCGUGCUGGAUGCCAGCAAGGAGAUGGCUGCCAUGAUCACAGACUGGCUACAGGAUGAUCUGACCAAAUUAUAAACACUACUCCAGUGAUCAACAAGAAAAUGAUGUAAUUAUUUUGUGAACGUGUAAAUUUUUUUAUUUUUUUUUUUUUGUGAGAGAGUCUGUCUUAAUUUUUUUCUGUUUACUAUAGAUUAUGGCUUGUUUUCUAUUGAGAUGUUUCAGAGAAAGUUAAAGAGAGACUGGCUGGUCCAAAGUAUAGUUUUAUUGACUCAGUGCUUACGUAGUUUCAUCCUGAGUCUUCAGGACUCUGGAAGACUUGGCAAAGGGUGGAAUAUUUAUUGCCUGCUGGUGCUCUAGACAAUGCUGAUACAUCUGUAUCUGAGCUACUGCCACCCCACUCUCUGCUGCAGAAGUGUGGGAUGUGGGUCCUGGCAGUGGAUUGGGGUACUCUGUGAAGGGCUUGGCCCUCUCCUCGUGUCUCACCCAUCUGUGUAAGCCAAGUGCAACAGCCCAAGGCCCUGGACAACCCUGACAUUGUCUCCUCUGGGUCAGAGGGGGCUGGUGGUCAGGCUGAGCUCAGGAUAAGUUCAGGGAAGAUGUGUAGAUCAGGUGUGCAGUUUCUCCAAGUCUCACCGUGGGUUUGGGGCACUGCCAGGACUCCACAGGGUAUUAGAAAUGCUGUAAGAUAUCUGUGGCUGCUCAGCAAGGGAAUACAUAAGGAUCUCUUGCCUGGAACAUGGCCAAGUGUUUCAUUUUUCAAUUGAUUGUAGAGAAGGGAAAGUAAACUGGUAAAAAAUGCCAGUAUUAAAAAGUUAAAGUGGAUUGCAGAAUCCAUGUAUAACAACUUCUAGGUGGCCUAGCUCUCCUAAUGAAGUCCAUGAGAACAGUGCUUGCUCAGCAGCUUUAAAGAAUUAAACCACUUCUGAUGCAUGUCUAAAUUUCAGUUCAUUGCUCUAAGGACUGAAGUAUGAAAUUUUCUGCCAAGCCACAAAUUAGGUAAGUUCACCAUCAGAAAACAUCUGUUACUGUGCCACGGCUGCACCCAUGACAUGGCAUGAACAUUACUGUUGAGAACCAGACCCCUGCAUGGUGCUGACAAGGUCCCUGUUCCUCACAUUUGGUGAACCCUUUCCUUUACAGAUUAAAAAAAAAAAAAAAAAAAAAGAAAAAAA
Molecule: messenger RNA, 2332 nt
Organism: Prinia subflava (tawny-flanked prinia)
Lineage: Eukaryota; Metazoa; Chordata; Aves; Passeriformes; Cisticolidae
Gene: LDAH
Product: lipid droplet associated hydrolase
Exons: 7
Coding region: 261-1235 (324 amino acids)
Biological process (GO): lipid storage
Cellular component (GO): lipid droplet
Molecular function (GO): lipase activity
Source: RefSeq, a predicted model, not a curated record